Rotaria sordida is the source of this 879-nucleotide messenger RNA. Lineage: Eukaryota; Metazoa; Rotifera; Eurotatoria; Philodinida; Philodinidae. The record is from the annotation of a GenBank genome assembly.
AUGAUAGAAACUGGUGACAUAACACAAACAUACGUCACAGAUACGAUACUAAUCACUAAUCAGAGUACGACAGUCACCAACUGGGAUCAAAUAGCUCGACAAAUAGAAGCUGCCUAUGGUUUGCCAGUAGGCUCCGUAAGAAUCACUAGUAUUACGAUCAAUGGUAUUAGCACAAAUGCUGGUAAUGGUCGUCGUCGCCGUGGUGAACUUUACAGAAAAAAACGUCAACUAUCAACUUGUGAUCAGUUCGGAUUAGCUCGGUCAGCUGUGCAAAUCACAAUGCGUAUAGCUUACCCGAGAAGAUGUGGCGUAGCACCAGCUUGCAAACAAAGAUUUCUCAAUAACGUCUUAACUCUUUUUAAUACAUUUACUUCAAGUUUUCCAGCGACAUUCAUAUUUGCUAAUGGACGCUCCGUUCAACUCGUGUUAUACCCUUGCAGAGCAACCGGUGCUUUUCCGUUCAUCGUCGGUGGUGCAGGUGGUGCUAGAAUUACAACGACAACAAGAGCUCCUGUCUGUUCACUUCAAUGGAAUCCAGCAGGCACGACUGUAGCAGGUGAUGGUACGGCUGGUGUUGGAGCUCAACAGCUCAACCUUCCUACUGAUGUAUUUUUGGCAUCAGCUAAUACACUAUUUAUCGUUUGUACUGGGGCUAGCAGAGUUCAAAGAUGGACAAUAGGUGCUACCCAGGGUGUGACAGUCGCUGGUCAAGCAGAUGGAAGCGCAGGAGGAAACCCAAAUCAGCUCAGUAACCCUACUGGUGUCGUUGUCGACCGAAAUGGUAAUAUCUAUGUGACAGAUACCGUUCCUGGCCGAAUUCAGCUCUGGCCACCAGGAGCAGCUGCAGGCCAGACAAUUGCCGCAGGUAAGAUAGCUUGA